CGGACUUCGGCUCCACGACCACGGCCUCGGCAUCGACGCCGUGCUGCCCUACCCGUGCUCCCGCCGUGCCUGGGCGGCGGUGGGCCGGCAGCUGACCGGCGCGGCGCUGGAGAGGCUCCGGCCGCUGGCCGAGAGCCAUUACCGCCUGGGGCUGCCCGGCGUGGGCGGCGAGGAGGCGGCGGAGCUGGAGGCCAUAUUGGGCGUCGUCGGGGAGAUCUGGAAGACGACGUGCAUCGGCAUCGUCAAGGAGGAGGGCUACGAGUCCGAGCGGGCCAUGGGCUGCUUCCUGUCGCUGCACUUCCUGCUGCUGUGCCUCGCCGAGGAACGGCCGCGGUUGCGCGAGCACGCCUGCGCUACCGCGCGGCAGCUGCUGGACCUCGUGGGCGGCAGCCCGCCCCAGAACCUGAAGGCCCUCGUGCCCGACCUGGGCCGCUUCCUCGCGAGGUUUCUCCUCACGGGCGACGAGGUCCCGCUGCAGUCCAACGCGGCCGCCAUCGUGCGCGAGCUGUUCAGCCGCAACGUGCGGUGGGUGCACCCGUCCUACUGGGCGUCCCCGAGCGCGUCGGAGGCGGAGAAGCAGGAGCAGGUGAUGGCCAGCUUCGAGCAGAGCCAGUUCGGCAUGAAGCUGACGGUGUUCCAGUCGCACGGCGGCGGACUACAUCCUCAGGGCCGCGGAGCUGGGCCUCAGCUCCGCCGUCGCGAUGGAGGCCUGCGGCGGGCGACCGGGCGCGGAGGCGCUGCGCGCCUUCCAGGAAGAUUGCAGGGGCGUCAAAGAGAUGGGCAGCUAUCAGGGGUUCUUCUUAUGGUUGCGCCUGGACGCGCUGGCGGAGUCCGACGUCCACGGCCUGCUCUGCGAGGCCGUGGAGGAGUCCGAGGCUCAGGGCUACAACGGGGGGCUCCCUGGCCGCUGAGCGCGCGCGGCAGACCGCCCCACUCCUCUCCUCAUUGCUCCCUCCCCUCCCCC
Messenger RNA from Prorocentrum cordatum, 964 nucleotides. Lineage: Eukaryota; Dinophyceae; Prorocentrales; Prorocentraceae. The record is from the annotation of a GenBank genome assembly.